Molecule: messenger RNA, 1734 nt
Organism: Toxoplasma gondii ME49
Lineage: Eukaryota; Apicomplexa; Conoidasida; Eucoccidiorida; Sarcocystidae
Exons: 3
Coding region: 1-1734 (577 amino acids)
Source: RefSeq, a predicted model, not a curated record
AUGUUCUCCACACUCUGGGAAUUCACUGCGGGCGGCUCAAGAAAUUCGAUUGCCAACAAGUGCAAGAGCGAAGAACACCUGACACAAUUGCACAGACAACUGAUGGAGCAUCUGAACUUCCUUUGUCUCCGUGGUGGGACAGAACGAACCCAUAUGUUUUUUUUAUCUUCAGUGAAAGGCGUUUACAGACCCACAAAUGUGCCUCAGCGCGAAAAACCCGUGUGGCUUACCGCUUUCGCUGCCACAUGUACAUUCAUUUGUUUCUUUGUUUGGCAUUUGUGUUUUCCUUCUCCUCAGAGGGUCUUCCGGGGCUGCCGGAUCCGUAGGCGCCUCCGUCAUACGAUGGAGGGAGUGCGUAGCUUGACCGGCGGCACAGUUGAAGCGAUGCAAGAAGUGGAUAUCUCUGAACUCAGUUUCCUGGACUCCUUCCAGUCUGAUGAUUGCUCUGACCUCUUCACCUUGUCUCUGCCUAUGUCAUCCUUCUACUUUCUCCACGAUGUGGCUUUUCCCGUGCACCCUAUCGUCUCCCCGUGCUCCACAGAGCAUCCAUUUCCUCAGCGAAUUUCGCAGGUCUCCCGUCGGAAAAAACUACCCCUGUCUAGGGAAGGCCUUCCUGAAGGAUGCCCGUCUGUGGAAGGCAAAGCAUUUUCCUCUGUGCCCUCUGUUCCACCUCCAUCGUGCUUGUCACCGGCAACAGAACCCCGUCUGCCGACGCCAUCUCCAUCCAUCCCUCCCCCCAUCAAGAAAGGCUUGGAGCCCAAUGGGCCUGCAAGUGUCAAGGCGCCGCCCUCCCCUCCAGAAGGCCACGCCGAAGGCGAAGGCGACCGGGCGGAAGAAGGGAGAAGAAGGGCCGAGACGACCGGGGAGAAGGAGGAAAGAAGAUCAAGAAACGAUGUGUCUGAGAAACGCGACUCAGGCACCACUUCUUCUUUACAACUUUUGGUUGCCCCACCAACGCGCAAGGCCUAUUCUUCCGUGGGUAGCCCUGGCGACGGUGCUGCUGUCACCUUGAAGAAGAUGGAAAUCAAGCCUCAUGCACCAUCAGUCUCGAGCAAACUGCAAGCACUUCGUGGCGAAAAUAGUCUUGGUUCUUCUCCAUCCCGCAUUGACGCCAGGUUACGAUUCCGCAGUGAACCGAUAGUUGAGGACCAAGGGGGUUCGCAGAAAGUAUCUGAAAGCAACGUGUUGGACGGGACCAGCACGUUCACAGAUCACCGCUGUCUCUCGCCACUGACGAGAGAAAAACGAGACAACUUUGCGCGGUUCGGCCAUGAGCAUCAGCGAGACAAAAAGCCUUUUCAAGCGAGGGAAGCGGGAGUAGCGGGUAUGGAAAGUCUUCUUGACCGGCUGCGUACAGUCCAGGAAAUCAGACCCCACGCUGCAGAGGCGGCUGCCUCACUUGCCAUUUCUGGAGAAGUCGAGAUCGGGAAGCGUGUGAGCUUUCGUAGAAGUGGACGCGAGGGAGACAUCAACGCGCUUGAGUUGAUGUCGACACACAAGACCAGCUCGCAUAACAUUGCCCAAUCGCCGCUGAACUGCGACCGACAAGAUGACAGAAAUAUCCGAGACAUUCGGGAGCAAUUGGCGGCUGUGCGCGACCAGCUGCAACGCUUGCCUAAGACUCGCAAGGCACAGAACGCUGUGGCGAGAUGGAAACUCGUGCAAGAGCUGCAAACUCUGGAGGAGCAAGAGAAACUGCUCAUGGAGCGAAGUUUGUCCGGGGGAGUACGCUGA